AUGGCUCGCAAGAAGAUCAUUAUCGAUACUGAUCCCGGCAUCGAUGACAUCCUCGCCCUGCUGCUGGCGCUGUCCGCCCAGCCAGAAGAGGUCGAGCUGCUGCUUAUCUCGUUGACAUUUGGCAACAUCGAGGUCAAGAACUGUCUCCGAAAUGUGGUCUCCAUGUUCCACAUCCUCGAGCGUGAGGUUCAAUGGCGUCGCCAGCAAGGCCGCCCAGAAGGUUUUGGCGCUAUGCGUGCCUUCCGCCCCGUUGUCGCCGUGGGUGCAGAGGAUCCGCUGGAGGACCAGAAGAUGCUGGCUGAUUAUUUCCAUGGAACGGAUGGACUCGGGGGCAUCCAUGCUAGUCACCCGCACCUUACUCCUACUCAGACUUGGGAGCACCUCUUCGACCCAGCGGUUGAUCGCCAGGGUAUCGAGACCGUCAAGACUGGCGCCGAUCCCGAAGACCAUUCCUUCAUCCCGUCCAAGCUCCCUGCUCACAAGGAGAUCUUACGGGUAUUGCGCGAGAACGAGCCGGAUACGGUUACUCUGGUUGCUGUCGGCCCACUGACUAACUUGGCUCUUGCAUCUGCCGAAGACCCCGAGACCUUCCUUCGGGUGAAGGAGGUCGUGGUCAUGGGUGGUGCCGUGAACGAGCCCGGCAAUGUCACCCCAGUUGGCGAGUUCAACGCCUAUGCUGAUGCAUUCGCCGCCGCACGGGUGUUUGCACUAACAUCGCCCAACCCCAACUCAACUCUGCCACCGUCCCAGAGCUCUCUACUUCCACCUUAUCCCGCCAAACUGAGCCGUCAAUUGACCCUCCGCCUGUUCCCACUGGACAUCACUCUGCGGCACAAUCUGUCCCGCGGUGAGUUCCGCACUGCCGUAGCCCCCCUCGUCGAGGCUGGCUCUCCUCUCGCCGAAUGGGUCUCCGCCUUUAUGGCGCACACUUUCCAGACCCUGGAAAGACUGCACCCAGGCCACGUGGGUGACGAUGCGGAGCUCAGUCUGCACGACCCGGUUUGCGUGUGGUACGCCCUGACGUCUGAGGACCCGCACUGGGCGCCCACAGCCACCUCCCCUGAGGAUAUUCGUAUCGAGACGACGGGCCAGUGGACUCGUGGAAUGUGCGUUGUUGACCGGCGUAGCCGGCACCGAAUUGAGGGUGACGAGGAGACUUCGAGUGACCACGGCCGUUGGUUGAGCCAGCGUGCUGGUAACCGUAUUUAUCGCAUGGAUGUGUCGCCCGCGGAGAAGACAUUUGGAAAGAUCCUCAUUGAGAAGCUUUUCGGUUAG
Molecule: messenger RNA, 1275 nt
Organism: Penicillium daleae
Lineage: Eukaryota; Fungi; Ascomycota; Eurotiomycetes; Eurotiales; Aspergillaceae
Product: putative nucleoside hydrolase
Exons: 6
Coding region: 1-1275 (424 amino acids)
Biological process (GO): purine nucleoside catabolic process
Cellular component (GO): cytosol
Molecular function (GO): purine nucleosidase activity
Source: RefSeq, a predicted model, not a curated record